AUGGCACCUUCAUUUCAUUUCUUUGGGCCGUUGAUGAAUGCACCAGAUACAUCCCAAAUUGUUAUAGACCCUUCGACUGUUAUGGAUUUCGUGAUCCAAUCCGAAAAGCAGUGGUUGACUGACUCUUUUAUCAUCCCGUUAUACGCUUCUAUCGCCUCGGCUGCCAUUUUCUUACUUCAGAUUGUCUUCUCCUCGCGAAGAGUAAGGCAAUUGUUCUGGAGGCGUAAUGAUGCGCCGCUAGUUAUGGAUGAGGAGCCUCAAGAAGCUGAAGCUACCAUUCAACCAGUGGGAUAUUUCCAGGACUUGAAGGAACACGUCUCACAGAGUGGAGGUGCAAAAAUAUUCACCUUUCGUGUCCUGAGGCUAGCUGGAUGCCUUGUAUUGUUAGGGCUCUCUAUCACAAGCCUAGUUCUAGACGUCGAGGAGAACGAAUCGGAAUUGGAAACCUCGGGUAAAUGGGGUAAGAAGCCCAAUAAAAAACCCCGUGGUGAUGGGUGGCUAGAGCCGGAAGAGUGGCUCGCUGCAAGUCUAUGCUUCACCUUCCUGUACACGUUUCUAUUGGCUAUCAUUUCUGUUACUGCGAGAAAAAACUGGUGUCAUAUCGCGAUAAGGCAUUUAAAUGCCGUUCUGGUUGUCACCACAAGUGUAUAUAUCUAUCGCGAUGUUGCGCCAUUAGCGACAUUCAUCAACAUUCCACGGGACGCACCUGAGGGGUGGAUUCUAUGGACCAAAAUCGCGGCGCUUCUAUUCACUGGAAUUGUGAUCCCUUUGUUCAUUCCGAGGGAAUAUAUCCCGGUUGACCCCAAUGAUCCAUUCCCGAUACCCCAUCCUGAGCAGACGACUCCUCUCAUUUCAUUGAUCUUGUACUUUUGGAUGGAUCCGGUCGUCAAGGCGGCUUAUCGGGUGGCCCACUUGCCGUAUGAUCAACUGCCGCCUCUUGCGGACUACGACGCGUCCAAAACACUCAAAGCCCGCUCGUUCAAGUAUUUAGAUAUUUUUACAGGGGCCAAUGAGCGCCACUUGUUCUUUGGUCUUAUGCGUGUCUUUGCUUGGGAUUAUGUCGCUUUGGUUGCUGUUAUGAUUGUCCAACUUUCCGCGGAAUUCGCUGCACCUAUCGGCAUUAACCGUCUAUUACACUACCUUGAGACUGGGGGAAAGGAUUCCCUAUACCGUCCGUGGCUGUGGAUCGUUUGGUUGUUUGUAGGACCUAUAACAACAUCAAUAGCCUUUGAUUGGUAUAUUUUCAUUGCUACUCGAUGUUUAGUUCGUUGCGAAGGAAUCAUAACACAGCUUGUCUUCGAGCAUGCCCUUCGUAUCCGUAUGAAGGCCGAGACUCAUAGUUCUCCGGCUUCACCCCAAAUUCCAAGUGGUGCAUCGACACCAUCCCCAUUGGAUUCAACGGCUCACUUGGUGGAAGGUUCAAGUGACACCGACGUGACCUUGCACUCACACAGUCCCCCCGAAACUGAAAUCGAUCAUUCGAGGGAUGAAACUUUACCAGAAAGCCCAUCCAGCAUCAAAUCGACAGAUGAUAUAACAGAAUCGCCUGCGAAACCUUCAAAGGAAUCCUCUUCAACUACUGCUAAAGAUGAUGCUGAGGCGAAGAACCUCGUCGGGAAGAUCAACAACUUGGUUACUACUGACCUAGCGAACAUCGCUGAUAGUCGAGACUUCAUACGCCUACUUGUUUUUGUACCGCUGCAACUCAUCUUCUGUGUGGUAUUCUUGUAUGUAAUUCUUGGUUGGAGUGCAUUUGUUGGAUUGGCAGUCAUUAUUCUGAUGUUUCCUGCACCCGGAUUCCUGGCCAAGCUGACACAAGAUGUUCAAGCGGCCACCCUCAAGAAAACAGACGGACGGGUUCAGACUGUUACGGAAAUUAUCAAUGUCAUCCGUAUGGUUAAAUUGUUUGGUUGGGAGCGCAAGAUGAAUGAACGCAUUUCGAGCAAGAGGGACGAAGAGCUUGUGUGGAUUAGGAAAAGACAACUUCUUGACCUUUUGAGUGGACUCAUAAACUUCCUUAUCCCCACUAUUAUCAUGAAACAACAGUUGAGUUCUGCGAAGGUUUUCUCUAGUAUGGCUAUAUUCGAUAUGUUUUCGGGCCAGCUGCAUAGGUUGCUCUACACCGUGACCGUGAGUGCAGCCGGAAAAGUCUCUCUGGAUCGAUUAACAGAUUUCAUACACAAUACCGAACUGCUUGACAACUACUUGGCCAGGACGUCCGUCACAUCAAUUAUUCCUACUGAAAUCCCAACGACCGACAUUAUCGGCUUCUGUAAAGCAGCUUUCUCCUGGUCCAAUGAUGUUCAAGGCUCUGCUACUCCUUCCGGGCGACAGUUCCUCCUACGUGUUGAAGAAGAGUUGAUUUUCCACAAGAAUUGCAUCAAUCUUGUCAUCGGACCUACUGGAUCAGGAAAGACCUCGUUGCUUAUGGCACUACUAGGCGAAAUGCAUUAUGUCCCUUCGGAACCUGGUUCAUGGUUUAACCUGCCACGCGAAGGUGGCGUAGCGUACGCGGCCCAAGAAUCUUGGGUCCUCAAUUCGACCAUUAAGGAAAAUAUUCUUUUCGGUGCCGAGUUCGAUGAGAUGCGCUAUAACAAAGUCAUCCGUCAGUGUGGUCUGGAGCGAGAUUUGACCUUAUUCGAAGCGGGUGAUCAGACUGAGGUAGGAGAAAAAGGACUUACUUUGAGUGGUGGACAGAAGGCGCGGGUUACUCUUGCUAGAGCGAUCUAUUCCAAGGCCGAUAUCAUCCUCUUGGAUGACGUGUUGGCUGCUCUUGAUGUCCAUACCUCAAAGUGGAUCAUCGACAAAUGCUUCAAGGGCGACUUGAUCAAAGACAGAACCGUCAUACUAGUGACUCACAACAUCGCCAUGGCUGAGCCUAUAGCCCAAUUCAUCGUAUCAUUGAAAGAUGGACGUGUUGCUAGUCAAGGAUCGCUUUCAAAUGCGCUUUCCCAUAACCGAGCUCUCGCCAAGGAGGUGCAACAGGACGAAGAGGCGCUGCAUAAAGCUGAUGAGGAGAUCGAUGUUGAGGAUACAGAAGAAGACACUAUAGAACAUCCUGUUAAGGACAAGAAGUCGCCCGAUGGUAAGUUGAUCAUGACUGAAGAGAUCCAAGAGGGGCACAUCAGCUGGCCAUCGCUCAAACUCUAUCUCACUGCCCUGGGGGGGAAUCAUGCGAUGCUCUUCUUUGUAAUAUUUGUUGGCUCAUACAUCGUGCAGCAGGCCUUGGGCACAGGCCAAACGUGGUUCCUAGGUUAUUGGGCAUCACAGUAUGAUGGGGACCGUGAUCCGUCAGAGGUUAAUGUAUUUUACUACAUUGGUGUCUAUGGUUUGCUCUUGCUAUGCGCGUUCCUAUUUUAUAUCGUUGCGUAUGUCGUUUUCGUUUUCGGCGCCAUUCGAGCAUCUCGGAUAAUAAACCAGAAGCUGAUCGAGUCAAUCCUUGGAACGACAUUGCGAUGGCUGGACACUACGCCGACGUCACGGAUCAUUACUAGAUGUACACAGGACAUACGAGCUGUUGACAGCAUGGUUGCCAUACUCCUGUUUACUGUUUGCGAAUUGACCUUGGCGAUGCUGAUUAAAUUUGCGGCGAUUGUGGCGUUCACUCCCAUGUUCUUAUUCCCCGGUAUCCUUGUGGCUAUCCUUGGUGCAUGGUGUGGCCAGAUUUACAUCAAGGCACAGCUCUCCGUUAAGCGAGAAAUGUCGAAUGCUAAAGCGCCUGUUUUGGGACACUUCGGGGCAGCUAUUUCUGGCAUAACCUCUAUCCGUGCGUAUGGUGCGCAAAAUGCGUUCAUCCAAGAAUCUAUGUUGCGAAUCGAUAAAUACACGAGGACUGCCAGAACGUUCUAUAACCUUAACCGAUGGAUUGACAUUCGAAUCGAUGCACUUGGUGGAUUUUUUUCGGCGUGUCUGGCGGCAUAUCUAGUCUACUUCCAAGACACCGAAGCUUUCAACAUCGGCUUCUCUUUGAAUAUGGCGAUAGGUGUCAGCGGAAUGAUACUUUGGUGGGUCCGUUGUGUAAAUCAAUUCGAAGUCCAGGGUAUUCUGGAGCGUAUACAGAGCUAUCUCCAUGUGGAACAAGAAGAAAAACCCUCCAAGGAUCGAGAACCCCCCGCAUAUUGGCCAACCAGCGGAGAGCUCCGUGUAGAAAAAUUGUCAGCCAGAUAUUCUCCUGAUGGUCCGAAGGUCUUGCAUGAUCUAUCAUUUACCGUCAAGUCAGGGGAACGCAUCGGAAUAGUUGGACGCACCGGAUCUGGGAAGAGCUCUUUAACAUUAUCCUUACUUCGCUGCAUCUACACCGAGGGUACGGUCUACUACGAUGGUAUUCCAACCACGGCCGUUAAUCUUGAUGCCCUGAGGUCAAAGAUAACCAUCAUUCCCCAAGUACCCGAGCUCUUGAGCGGAACCUUGCGACAGAAUCUAGAUCCUUUCGAACAAUACGACGAUGCCACAUUGAACGACGCCCUUCGCGCAGCUGGCCUUUUCUCGCUACAGAACGAAAUGGAAGAAGGCCGAAUAACCCUGGACAGUACGAUUGCUAGCGGAGGUGGCAACCUGUCUGUGGGACAACGGCAAAUCUUGGCGUUAGCGCGAGCACUCGUUCGAGGAAGCAAGUUGCUUAUCCUCGAUGAAGACUACAAAACCGAUUCGAUCAUUCAGUCUUCACUAAGGAAUGAACUUGGCCCAGACAUGACGCUGAUCACUGUAGCGCACCGUCUACAAACGAUCAUGGACGCUGAUAAGAUUAUGGUCCUAGAUGCCGGUCACAUCGUGGAGUUUGAUUCCCCCAAGAAUCUAUUGGCCAAUCCAAAAGGCAAGCUGAAGUCCCUGGUGAAUGAGUCCGCUGACAAGGAUGUCUUAAACGCUAUGGCGGAGCAACGUAAGCAGUCAUAG
Messenger RNA from Guyanagaster necrorhizus, 4893 nucleotides. RefSeq lists its product as uncharacterized. Gene Ontology annotation, biological process: transmembrane transport. The record is from RefSeq and is a predicted model, not a curated record. Gene Ontology annotation, molecular function: ATP hydrolysis activity; ABC-type transporter activity; ATP binding. Bases 1 to 4893 code for a protein of 1630 amino acids. Gene Ontology annotation, cellular component: membrane. NCBI's taxonomy places the organism in Eukaryota, Fungi, Basidiomycota, Agaricomycetes, Agaricales, Physalacriaceae. The transcript is spliced from 27 exons.